Molecule: messenger RNA, 9184 nt
Organism: Malurus melanocephalus (red-backed fairy wren)
Lineage: Eukaryota; Metazoa; Chordata; Aves; Passeriformes; Maluridae
Gene: CEP290
Product: centrosomal protein 290
Exons: 54
Coding region: 322-7725 (2467 amino acids)
Biological process (GO): camera-type eye development; kidney development
Source: RefSeq, a predicted model, not a curated record
AACUGGGCCGGAGGCGGCAGCGUGGCCGCUCCGCUCCUGCGGAGCGCAGGCUGAGCCUGGGAAAGAAGCGUCCCGCGRUGUCUGCUCUUGGCUGGUGCCUCUGCUGCGCCUCAUUGAGCAGGCGGCCGCCGAAUAAGGCAGUUUGUUCAUUCAGCAGAGCUGGAAUGAAACGGGGGCAAAAUUGUCUCCGCAGCAUCCUGGAGGGAUCGCGGGCUGGGACUUUAUCAUUCCCGGGACUGGGAUACUCCAUGGGCUUUCAGGUAUGUGAGAAAUCACAGUGACCCACAGCAGCCAGCAGGAAAAAGAAAUUGUAAGUUCAAUAUGGCACCCAUUUUAAAUUGGAAGAAGCUCAUGAAAGUUGAUCCAGAUUCUCUGCCUCAUCAAGAGGAACUGGCAGACAGAUUGCUGGAUAUACUGUUCAAGGUUGAUGGAAAAGACAUAAAAACUGAAACUCCUGAAAAACUGAUGCACCUUUUUAAAGUUACUCAGUCUCUACUAAAGAUGAAAGCUCAAGAGGUAGAACUGGCACUAGAAGAAGUUGAAAAAGCUGGGGAAGAGCAGGCCAAAUGUGAAAAUAAUUUUAAAACAAAGCUGAUGAAACUUCAAAAUGAAUUAGAGUUGGCACAAAGAUCUGCUGGUGGUCGUGAUACUCGUUUUUUGCGUGAUGAGAUCCGCCAACUGGAAAAGCAGUUGGAACAAAAAGAGAGACAGUUAACAGAUAUAGAAGAAGAACUGGAAAAGGAGAAGAAAGUGAAUGAACAGCUUGCUCUUCGAAUUGAAGRUGCUGAAAAUGAGAACAUCAAAUUCAGGAGAGAGAAUGAGCAAUUGCGUCAGGAUGUAGCUGACUAUCAGAGGCAAAUAGAUUCUCAAAAAGAAGCAAUUCCAUUACGAAGAGGAGAGGUUUCUAAUUACACAUCACAGUUGUCCAAAAGAAGCUCUGAGCUUGUCCAGUAUUUGGAUGAAAUUCAGAAUUUGACUGAAGCUAAUGAGAAGUUAGAAAUUCAGAACCAAGAAAUGAGGAAAAAUCUUGAGGAAUCAGUGCAAGAAAUGGAGAAGAUGACUGAUGAAUAUAGUAAAAUGAAACUAAUUGUGCAACAAUCUGAUAUUAUUAUGGAUGAGUUAAGAAAAGAGAAAGAUCAGUACAAAUUUCAAGUUCAGGAUCUUUCAGACCAGCUGAAAGCAAAAAAUGAGGAAGAUGAUCCACUCAUGGCAGCUGUAAAUGCAAAAGUUGAAGAAUGGAAGAAAAUCUUAGCUUUAAAAGAUGAUGAGCUCCUGCAGUAUCAGCAAAUGUUGUUUAACUUGGAAGAGAAAAUGAAAAUGAUCCAACUUGAUGUAGACAGAAACAGUAUACUGUCUCUUCAGCAGGAUGUGCAAGAGCGAGAURCUCAGAUAAGAUUGCUUACUGAGCAAGUUGAACAGUAUACUAAAGAAAUGGAGAAAAAUGCAUUUGUUAUUGAGAAAUUAAAAGAUGAUCUCCAAAAAGAUAAAGGUUACUCAUCUCUUUCUCAGCAGAAUCAAAUCGGGGAUAUGCAAGAAAAGUUAAAAAUGCUAGAAGAGAGAACUAUGGAGGCUGAGAAAUCAGCAGAAUUGGCAGAAGCACAUGCUAGAGAAAAGGACCAAGAGCUUGUUGAGACUUUGAAAAGAAUGAGAGACUAUGAACUGGGAAUAUAUGGCUUGGAAGAAGCUGUUGCUGAAAUCAAAGAUUUAAGAAAGCAAGUCAAAAUACGAGAAUGUGAGAUUGAAUCAUUAAUUAAGGAAGUCAAUAAACUUGAACUUAAAAUAAAUGACUUUCUUGAUGAAAAUGAAGAACUCAGAGAGCGCUUAGGUCUUGAGCCAAAAACAAUGAUUGAUUUAAAUGAACUCAGAAACAGCAAAGCACUGAAGCAGGAGCAAUAUAGAGCUGAAAACCAGAUUCUUUUGCAAGAGAUCGAAAGACUGGAAGAGGAAAGAAUUGAACUGAAAAAACACAUUCGUAAGUUGGCUCAGGAGAAAGGAAGAAGAGUUGCAACAAUAGGAUUGGAUGCUGAUAAUAUGGAGAUGACUGAUAGUUUUACUGAAGAGAAGGAAAAGAAUAUGAGGAAGUUGGAUUGCUUGAGCAGACAUGACAUUGCUGAAGAAAAAGCAAAGAAUGACUAUCUUGCAACUGAAUUACAUCAGAGAGAGAGAGAUUUGGAAAAGAGCAGGACUGUAAUGGUCAAAUUUCAAUCUAAAUUAAAAGAGCUGUCAGAAGAGAAUAAACAACUUGAACAAGGAAUGAAAGAAAUAUUGCAAGCCAUCAAGGAAAUGCAGAAGGAUCCAAGUAUGAAGGGAGGAGAAACAGCCUUAAUAAUUCCUAGUCUGGAUCGUUUAGUUCAUGCAAUGGAGUCAAAGAAUUCAGAGGGGAUCUUUGAUGCUAGCGUGCACUUGAAAGCUCAGGUUGAUCAGCUUACAGGACGAAAUGAGGAAUUGAGACAGGAGCUGAAAGAGACUCAGAAGGAGGCAACAAGUUUGUCUAAUCAGCUGGCAAGUGCCAACGAAAAGAUUGCACAAAUGAAAAAUGAAAUUUGCUUACUGCAUCAGUCAGAAGGAACCAAUAUUGUCUUCCAAACAGUGAAUCUUCCAGAAGGAAUGGCUCCUUCAAGUGCUAAUACGAUUAAUUCUCUGAAUGAAUAUUUAAUACAUCUUACACAGGAGCUGGAAAACAAAGAAAAGCUACUUAAACAAUUGGAAGAUGCAGUAGARGACUACAAGCGAAAAUUUGCAGUAAUUCGUCAUCAACAAGGCUUGCUGUAUAAAGAAUAUCAAAGUCAAAAGGAAAGCUGGCAAAAAGAAUCAGAAAACAUUAAAGAGGAAAUGAGAAAACUCAAAGAGCAAAAAGAACAGGAUGCUACAAAAAUAAAAGCAUAUUCUAAUUUACUCGAUGCACUUCAGAUGGACCCUGAUGAAGGAAAAAAAGUACUUGCAGAAAAUAAUAGAAAAAUAACAGUUUUACGAGUUAAUGAAAAAUCACUAACGAGGCAGUGUACCACUUUACUAGAAAUGGAACGGCACCUCAGGAAAGAAAAUGAGAAACUAAAGGGUGAAAUAACAUAUAUGGAGACUGCAGUUACAGGGAAGAUUGGAAACUUGCAACGAUUCAAGGAAAUGGCUUGCUUUAAGAUUGCAGCUCUGCAGAAAGUGCUGGAUGGUAGUGUGCCAUUGUCUGAGCUGGAAGUGGCCAAUAAGCAGUUCAAUGCAUUAACUGCUAAGUAUAGAGAGAUGUUGCAAAAAGAUAAUUUGCUGGUCCAACGGACAACAGACAUGGAACACAUGGAGCGUGAGAAUGAAUCCUUGAAAGCACAGAUAAAUUCAUUGAAUAAGGAGCUUGAGAUCACGAAAGAGAAACUUCACACUGUAGAACAAGCUUGGGAACAGAUGACUAAACUGGGGGAUGACAGUACUAUGGACAAAGCCACAAAAGCAAUAACCAACAGUGAGAUUCUGUCCAUUUCUAAGAAAAUUACAGUGUUGGAAAUGAAGGAACUAAAUGAAAGACAGAGAGCAGAACAUUCACAACGAAUGUAUGAACAUUUAAGGAGUACUGUAAAGCAAAUAGAAGAUCGUAAUUUUGAAUUGGAAACAAAGUUUGCUGAGCUCACCAAAAUCAACCUUGAGGCACAGAAAGUGGAACAGGAAUUAAGAGAUGAACUGUCAAAGAGUGUAAGUAAGGCAGUAAGUGAUGCGGAUAGACGACAAAUCAUGUACCUAGAGAAGCGUGAGAUGGAGCUCAAGAUUGAAGUAUCAAAGUUAAGAGAACUGUCUGAUGUAGCAAAAGCACAAGUUGAAGCUCUGGAGGCACGCCAGCAAUACAGAGAUAAAGAAGURGAAUCUCUUAGAAUGCAAAUUUUAGAUUACCAGGCACAGUCAGAUGAAAAAGCAGUUAUUGCAAAACUGCAUCAAGAUAUCAUAGCCCUUCAAGGUAGUGAAUCUAUUGCUGUAGGCAAAUUGGAGAAGUUUAAACUGAAACUACAGAAGAUGGAGAUCCAUAAUCUACGAUUAGAGCAGAAGCUUGAUGAGAGAGAUCAAGCCUUAUACUUUGCCCGACUCGAAGGAAGAAAUAGAGCCAAACAUCUACAACAGACAGUCCAGUCUUUGCGGCGGCAGUUUAGUGGUGCUCUGCCUUUAGCACAGCAAGAAAAGUUUUCUAAAACAAUGAUUCAGCUACAGAAUGACAAACUGAAGAUCCUGGAAGAAGUUCAGCAUGCCCAGCAGGAGUGUCGAAACGCAGAAAACAGARCAUUAGAGCUGGAAUUAAAACUGAAAAGUUUAGAAGAAUUAGUAAGUGCUUUGAAGGAUACAAGAGGAGCUCAAAAGGUAAUUGAAUGGCAUAUGAAAAUGGAGGAACUCCAUCUGCAAGAACUUAAACUCAGUCGAGAAUUAAUCAAGCAAAAGGAAGAGGUGAAGUAUUUGCGUAAUAUAAUUUCUGAAUAUGAAUGUACAAUCAGUAACCUGGAAGAAGAAAUUGUACAGCAGAACAAGUUUCAUGAAGAAAGGCAAAUGGCUUGGGACCGGAGAGAAGUAGAACUGCAGCGCCAAUUAGACCAGUACGAUCAUCAACAAAAUGAAAUACUUAGCACAGCUUUAAAGUUAGAAGAGGCUACAGGCUCAGUUCCAGACCCUAGUUUGCCAAUCCCACAACAACUUGAGUUGGCUUUGAGAAAGAUUCAGGAGCAUAUUCGAACAAUUAUGGAAACUAGGGCAACCUGCAGAUCACUGGAGGAGAAAUUAAAAGAAAAGGAAACUGCUCUGUGGAAGGCUGAACAAAAUGUUCUAUCAAGAGACAAAGUUAUAAAUGAAUUAAGACUUCGAUUACCUGCAACAUCAGGAGAGAAAAUAAUGGCUGAAUUAAGCGAACAGCAAGAUGAUUCAGAAUACCAUCAUGCCAUUAUAAUUGCUCAUCAAACCAUUGCGAAUAUGCAAGCAAGAUUAAUUCAAAAGGAAGAAGUGUUAAAAAGAUACCAACAUAUGCUUGCUAAAGCAAGAGAGGAACAAGAGGAAAUAGCAAAAAAGUAUGAAGAAGACAUAAGAGUUCUAUACCAGAAGUUAGAUUUGUACACUGACAAUUCCCUUAAUAAAUUCAAAGAGACUGCUUUGGAGCUAGGAAAAAAGACUUCUGUAUCCAUGGCCAACAGUGAAUAUUUUCAACACUUAGAGCAAACUGUAGCAGAACAGGAUAAUUCUCUUGCUUCACUUGUUGGAAAAUUAAAGAAAACAUCAUCUGAUUUGGAGAAACAGAAACAAAUUACUGUAAUGAAAAUCAAUGAGUUUGAGACUAUCAGAGCCCAGCUUCAAGAAAAGCACACAGUUGAUGUGGAACAAAUGAAAAAAGAAGCAAAUGAAUUGAGGAACAAUUUAUCUCAGAAGGAGAAGGAAUUAGCAAAUGUAAAAGCUGAAUUAGAGAUCCAAAAAGAAGCAAAUAAUAGAGCACCCACAGCAACAAUGAAAAACCUGGUGGAACACCUGAAGAGCCAGUUAGCCAUAAAAGAGAACCAGCAAAAACAGCAUCUUCACUUGCAAAAAAAAAAAAAAAUUAAUUCUUUUCAGGCUUUGAGUAAAGCACUUCUAGAACUCCGAGCAGAAAUGGCUGCCUAUGCUGAACAGCAAAUUAUUUCUGCUGCAUCACAAAAAGAGGCAUAUAUGAAUGUCCAGGAGAUUGUUGACAAACAAACCAAAGGACUUAUGACACAGAUAGAGGAAUUGAAUAAUCAGAUAACAAAACUUACAGAUAACCUUAAAAUAAGUAAAAACAAGGAAACUUCGUUGUCUAAUGAAAGGGAUGAGUUAAACCAAGAACUUCAGAAGAAAGAAAAAGCAUUUGCUAAAAUAUUGAGGGAAAAGAAUGAAAUGGAAAAAGAAAAUGAAGAACUGAAGAACCGGAUUAGGAGGCUAAGCAGUAGCAUUCAGAGCAAAGCUGAUGAACAAAAUCUGAUAGAUGUACUUCAGAAAAAAAUUAAAAAGUUGGAAAGUGAACUUGAGAAAAAGUGUGAAGAAACAGAAAAAAAAGGUGAAAGAGAACACAAGAGCUCCAAGGAGGAAAUAAUUAGAUGGGAUGAAGGUAAAAAAUGGCAAAUCAGAAUGGAAGGAGUGCGGAACAAACUAAGGGAAAAGGAAAAAGAAGCAGAUGCUUUAUCCAAACAGUUGAAUACAUUGAAGGAAAUUUAUACAAAGACUGAAAAAGAGAAAAUUGCUCUUCAGAAGAAACUGAAAACUACUGGUGUCACUGUUGAUCGUGUUGUUGAAAUAAGAGCCACAGAAACUGAAAAAGAAGUGGAAGAACUAAGAAAACGGAAUCUAGAGUUAGAAAAUGAAGUUGCACACAUGAGAACACUGCAAGCACUCCCACGAGACUCUGCUGUAGAAGACUUACAUUUCAAAAAUCAAUACCUUCAGGAAAAGCUUCAUGCACUGCAGAGACAAUGUUCAAGAGAGACAUUUUCAAGACCYUUGACAUCAGGAAAAGGAUCAAGUGAUCAGUAUCKAAGAGAACAAGAAGUUUUAAAGGAAAAUUUGAGAUUGUCAUCUGAAAACAUUGAGCUAAGAUUCCAACUCGAGCAGGCCAAUAAGGAUUUGCCAAGACUAAAGGACCAAGUAGAUGACUUAAAAGAAAUGUGUGAACUUCUCAAAAAAGAGAAAGCAGAUGCUGAACGAAAGCUGGGCAGUUUUAGAGGGGCUGGUAGAAGUGGAAAGACAGUCCCAGAAUUGGAAAAAACAAUUGGCUUGAUGAAAAAGGUUGUAGAGAGAGUCCAGAGAGAAAAUGAAGAGCUGAAAAAAGCCCCAGCUGUGGUUUCUAAUGAGAAAUUACUUGGUCUUGAGCAGGAAAAUGAGAGGCUAAAGUCUGAAAUGGAAAAAACGAAACUUGAUCUGAAAGGCCAGCUGAGUAUGCAUUAUGAAUCGAAAACCAAAGGACUGGAAAAACUCAUUACUGAAAACGAGAGAUUGCGUAAAGAGCUGAGAAAGGAAGCUGACAAUGGAGAGAAGCUGCGAAUAGAGAAGAGUAACUUGGAGAUAUUAAAUGAGAAGUUAAAUGUGCAGCUGGAGGAAACCAUUAAGAAGCUAAAUUUGGCUGAGAACCAACUUGAUGGAGCAGACAGCAGAAGCUGGAAGUCCAUUGUAACAAGAAUGCAGGAAGCUAAAUUGAAGGAAAUGGAAAUGGAUAUUGCUAAAAAAACCCAAAGCAUUGCUAACCUUAAACGGCUGCUUCAGGAAGCAACAGAACGUGAACACAACACUGAUAAAAAUUUACAAUAUCUAAAAGAACAAAUUGAGCUUCUCAAACAUCUUCCUGAAGGUACAGGGACAGAGCAAAACCUAAUCAAGGAGCUUCAGCUUUUAAGGUUAACUAACAGUCAGUUAGAGAAAGAAAAAGCCGAACUAGUGCACCAGAUGGAGGAUGGAAGUGAAGGUCCUGCAGCUAGACAUAAUGAAAUUGUAGAGAAAGAUAAAAUUGACAAGCUAAUGACAGAAAUGGCUGACCUCCAGUCACAGCUGGAAGCUUCAGAGCUCGAAAAACAKCAAUUAAAGGAAGAGACAAAAGAGCUGAGAAGAGAACUAGAAACCUAUAACCCUUCCUUUUUUGAAGAACUUGAGGAUCUAAAAUACAACUACAAUGAAGAAGUAAAAAAAAAUAUUAUCUUAGAAGAGAGAUUGAAGCAGCUUUAUGAAGAGUUUGGCAUUCAGGAUAGUGCAGGCAACAUUUCUGUUGAUUAGGUUAGUGUUCAAWAUCCUCAUAAUUGAAACAAAAACUAAAAUUUUCUGUGUUUAUCUUGUAAUUAUACAAGUUUCUUAAAGCUAUGUUAGUUUGCACAGACYUAGGAGUGCAGAAUCAGGAUCGUUGAACAGUUUAUGGUCAGUAUUUAUAUACAACAGUCAAAAUAAAAUGAAUUUUACCUCUCCUCUACCUGUCAGAGCAAUAAUAUAUUUUAAUAGUAUAUUCAGAACAGUUAAUUUGGGUAAUAAGGUGUCAGGUAAGUUGAAACCUUGGGCUUAUCCUAAAAGUUAAUUAUCUUUUAAACUGUCAGCAUACUAAGGCCCAGAUGAGUAAGAAUUUGCUUAUUGUCUUGUGUGACCAUAGUGUUUAAUCCUGAACUYGGGGUCAGUGUUCUGGAUGUCUGUUCUUACAUCCCUGGUUAUCCAAGAUAAAAACUAAAACGGAAGCUAUAGUAUUGCAGCCAAACGACUGCUAUUCUUGUACAUAAUUGAUUAAAUAAAAUGAAUAAUCUCUACUAUAAAAGUAUACAUCUAGCUAUAUAAAAUAGAGACAACUCAAAUGAUCAAUUUCAACUUUAUUAUUUAUACACCUUCUAUUAUUUAAUAUGCCCUUGAUGAAAUUUCCUAACAGAGAUGCUGUUGUAAAUGGAAAUUAUUAAGCCAAGUCCUGYCUCUCUCCACUUACUAGGAUCUCCAAAAUAAAACUAGUAUGUUCUCUAUUAUUAACUCUUUUUGCCCCAAAAUAGUGCAAAUGCCUGUAGGAUAUAUGUUAGUUGGGGUAUUAAAUGGUAUCAGGUUGCAGAUAAACAGGUAAAUUAUACCAGGAAGUUUUCCCCCCGCAAGAAACUGUUACAACUUAAAGAGUCAAAGUUUAGGACUAGUUCUGGUCCCACCUGAAAUAUGUCCUUUUACUGUUAAGAAACUUUAUGCUACAUCUCAAACCUACACAUAGUAGAUCAUAAUAAUUACACAUUUGUAGAAGUUCAACCUGUGUAAAUUUUCCAGUUGAUUGCAUUCAUUAGUAAAGAUCUGAGGACCAGCCAGUGUUAGACAACACACUUCCURCACUUAAUGCUAACAGUUUCCAGUAAUGGGUUCAAAAGUUAAGAAGUUUUCAGAAAAUAAACAUGCUGGAAACUAGAUCUCUGCUCGAGCUGUCAGAUCUGUUAUUUAAAAUUAGUCAUUAAGUAUAAACUUAAAAUUACAUACUACUUGGGCUGUUGCCUAAGAUAGAAGAUUAUUCAUGAAGAAGAAUUCUGUAGUAGACACAAGUAAGAGGAAUGCAACACAUACAACAAUUAACUUAAAAGAAAAAUAAUCAUUUCAAGCAUCAAACUUGAUGUCUUUUAGUCUGUCAAAUCUUUGUCCAUCCAACUCUGAAAAAUGGUGAAACAAACUCUUUGGUUCAAAGUCAUAGUCAUAUUUAGUUCUAUUAAAAGAAAUUACAACAGGCUGAGAA